UCAAAUUCAAAGACAUUAGUUUUCCAAAUCUCAAAAUUGAAGCUAGACAAUAGUUUUCCGUCUGCGAUGUUUAUCCCUGACGAUCUCAUCGGCGAGAUCUUCUCCGGUCUUCCCGUGAAAUCUAUUCUACGGUUCAGACACGUUAGUAAGUAUUGCGGUAACCUCGUUUCCGAUCCCGAUUUUGUAAAAUUUCAUCUCAAGAGAUCAUCAAAACGAAAUCCGCAAUUCAUACUAAAGACUGAUCACACCAUCAAAAUCCUAUGCGAUUCCAAUGACUCGCAGGUGGAUGAAGGUUUCAUUCCCUACUCUGUCUGCACUUUAAUCCAGAAUCCCUCUUUCUCUAUUCAAGUCGAUCCUUACUUCACAGUGAAAAACUAUGAAUACCGUUUCAUUGGUUCCUGCCACGGAUUCAUCUGUUUUGUUGGUGAAAAUCUCACUAGCGACUACUAUAACUUCUGGCUCCAAUUAUGGAACCCAGCCACCCGGACAAAAUCUCAAAAAUUAGGGUUCAUACGCGUAUUUCACCAUCAUCCCAAUGAUGGUUAUUACAAAUUCAACUUUGGUUAUGAUAAUUCUACCGGAACUUAUAAGGCUGUGGCCUUACGUUACAAUCAACGGGAACUGAGAAGCAAUGUCAGAAUUCUAAGUUUGGGUGAUAAUGUUUGGAGAGAUAUUGGAAGUUUCCCUGUUGAUCCUAUGUAUUUGAACUCAGCUUAUCAAACUUGUGAUGUUGGUGUGUAUUUCAAGAGCACUAUUAACUGGCUGGCCAUUCAAAAUCAUUUUUGGUAUGAUUCUAACGAUAUUAAUGAUAUUAGUGUUGAACAAUUUGUUAUUGUUUCGCUUGAUUUGAGGACUGAGACUUACAAUCAAUACUUAUUGCCUCCUGAUUUUGAUGAGGUGCCUCCUCUAGCUCCUAUCGUUAGUGUGUUGGGAGAUUGUCUUUGUUUUUCUUAUUGCUACAAGGAAACUGAUUUUGUUAUAUGGAAGAUGGAGGAAUUUGGAGUUGAAGAUUCUUGGACUCAAUUCCUUAAAAUUAGUUAUUGUAGUCUUCAAAUUGAUUAUGACUAUAGUGACGAAGAUACAAAGUAUAAUUUUGAAUUGGUUCCGCUAUUUCUUUCAAAAGACGGUGAUACACUGGUACUUAAAAGCAAUCAUGAAUACCAAGAAAUUCUUUAUAAUUGGAGAAAUAAUAGAGUAGUGCGAACAAAUAUUACUGCAAGAAAAAAGAUUAUGGAUGAUAGAACCAUCGAUUUUGUGUCGUGCUCGGCCAAUGGCUAUUUUGAAAGCUUACUUUCAGUUAUUUGAGUGACUGCAGAGAGCUCAUACACUAGCACGGGGGAUGAUUUUGUCAUUCAUAUCAGAAGGAAGCUGAACUCUGAUCUACACAACCUUUAGGAUAUGGGUACCAAAUAUAUUUUCAAGUUUCAACAACUUUAGCAUCUCUUUUCAGGCACUUUUUGUUAGCAUCAAAUUUUAUAAUUUCAGAACUAUGUACAGGGUUUAUGUCGGACCGUGUUAUCAAAUAACUAACUUAUACUACAAACCAUGUUCAUGCUAAUAGAUAUAAACAGUUAGAGGUUGUUCUUUGUUAAAUUGAGUUCAUGUGAUUCUCCUCUACUAUAGUAAUACUAACUGAGUGAAUGUCAAUGGAAGCUGAAUGAGAAUUCGAUUACUAUGUUUCUUCUUCCCUUUCUGAAGGUUGGGUUUUAAGAAGCUUUCUGUGAAGUCUGAUUAUAGUAGUGUAAGAUAACAAUGAUGCAUGAGCGGCGGUAUAAUACAUUUCCCUUUGCACAACUAAAACCAUAAUCGAUAGCUUUAGAUAAACAAAGUGACAAAAGAUAACGGUACUUGACAAUUGGUCUAUGUGGAUUCAACAUUUUUUAUAAUACUACAAUAUUUCUAUAUAUUUGCGGACCUAUCAGGGUGUUACAUCUAGCGCCAUGUCCUCUAGUGACGAUUCUUACCUUGUGACUAUGUGUCACACUAAAGUAGAAUUCAUGACACACUUGUAAAUUCCAUCUCUAUAACUUUACUUAGGCGUUGGAGCGUUAAUAUUGUAAUACACCUUAUACAAACGCUGAAGCCAUCCUCUGUCAUUUAGAAGAGCUAUCUUAAUGAUCUUCACCAAUUUACCAUCUAUUUUAUGUCCUCGUAAAAAAAAUUAAUAAUAAAAAUAAGUAUAUUUAUUUAAUUAAUAUAAUAAACUAAAAAUGUUUUUUUAAUACUGUAGAGCCUACUUUUUUUUAAUAAAGUAGGCCUCUAAAUUUUUUUUUUAGACUUUUGUAUUUUAUAAAAUAAAAUUUAUAGGAAAAAUAUGAAGAUUAAGUUGUUGAAUAUUUUUACCAAGAAAAAAUUAAAGAAAAAAAUAAAAAAUAAAAAAGAUAAAAUAAUUUUAUCAGAGGAAACCCUAGAUAUAAAGACAUCAAUAAAUACUUCUUCCUUCGCGGAAGAAGAAAAUAUCACAACUCACACAUUCAUAUACCCAACGCACAACACUAAGAGAAUCUUCAAAAUACCCCCAAAAUUCCAACAUGCAUAUCCGAACUCACCACAUUAUAUAUUUUGAGGGGAUUUUCAGAUAUGAAUGUCCGAAACAACCUUUUGUCAAGAUUAGGGGGUUUCGGAGAUGCAUCUCCGAAUAAAUCCACUUAUUUUAAGUUCAGAGACUUUUCGGAGAUGCAUCUCUGAAUUAGGUUAAUUUACUUACACGACACAAACCCUUUAUUUUGUCUCAUUUCAAACAC
Vicia villosa (hairy vetch) is the source of this 2744-nucleotide messenger RNA. RefSeq names its product F-box/kelch-repeat protein At3g23880-like. The transcript has 2 exons. Gene Ontology annotation, molecular function: protein binding. Lineage: Eukaryota; Viridiplantae; Streptophyta; Magnoliopsida; Fabales; Fabaceae. The record is from RefSeq and is a predicted model, not a curated record. Bases 67 to 1305 code for a protein of 412 amino acids.